Molecule: messenger RNA, 486 nt
Organism: Angiostrongylus costaricensis
Lineage: Eukaryota; Metazoa; Nematoda; Chromadorea; Rhabditida; Metastrongylidae
Source: the annotation of a GenBank genome assembly
GUGAAGAAGUUCUACGGUGAAAAGCUUGUCUUCUACAAGUUUAUCGUCAACACUCUUGUAACAUGGUUUGAGAUUAUGUGCCGUAUGUACAAGAAUUGCAAGCUGGUCCAUGGUGACCUGAGCGAGUUCAACUUGCUGCUGUCAGAAGGAAAGGUUGUGUACGUGAUCGAUGUUUCUCAAUCGAUGGACCUUUCACACCCGAGAAAUCUUCAUUAUUUGAUAAGGGAUAUCGAGAAUGUAUUAGCGUUCUUCAGACGUCUUGACAUACCAGAUUUGCCAACGCCUAUAACCCUCUUCAAUACAAUAACUGACUUGGCGAUGAGCGAGGAAAGUUCGCUAAUUGUGCAGGUUUGUCAGUAGCGAUACUCUGAAGACAAUAAGGCACAGCAACUUCAUAAAUUGAAAACAGCUGAUUUUGAAUGGUCUGCCUAUAAUGUUGAGAAGAAACAGGAGCGGGCCGAGUCACCAGCACAUGACUACAACUGA